AUGAAGCUCGCAGUAAUAAUUUGUCUUCUAACAGCCUUCCUGGACCACCGUUUUUCACUCGCCACACCAGGCGGACAGGCUAGGGCGCUGUUUUUCCCACCGAUGACCACCCUCCAGGUCACGAUGUGUACCGUCACAAAUGGGCGCCUGUUUAAGCCACCGAAGAAAGACUACGCCGUCCGGCGGCUGGGCAUCAAUUUGGGGUUCCAGGUCAACUAUAACCUUCCGUUUCAAUUGAUAGACUUCUACAAACCGGCGUACUGGGCCCGGGCCCUGAUCGGUGUGGUGCAGGGCCGCUUCAAACCGACGACCGUCGUGUCGGCCCGCGACUUCAAGCGUUCCGUUACGCAUCCCAGCUCCGAUCUGACGGCUGGCCAGCUGUACCGGGCGGCGGAAGAGUUACUGCAAGCGAUGGAAUUUGGGUCCGAUUGUUUGGCGAAAAGUGUGUGCGAGUUGGCCCACAGUCCAUUCCAUCGCGAGCCGAACCAGGAAGAUCUUCUGGUGGAGGUGGCUCAUUUUUUGCUAACCCCUUCAUUUCACAGAUCAUUUGGAGAGACGGAAUACCGGGAGAGGGCCAAAUAUGAAAUGGCUGAAAAUCUGGGAGUGAGUGGAGCCGACUGUGAGCUUAUAUACUCCAGCUGCCCUAAGUCAUUGCUUGAGCAUUAUUCGAAAUUUGAAUAA
This is a messenger RNA of Anopheles stephensi (Asian malaria mosquito), 681 nucleotides long. RefSeq lists its product as uncharacterized. Lineage: Eukaryota; Metazoa; Arthropoda; Insecta; Diptera; Culicidae. The record is from RefSeq and is a predicted model, not a curated record. The transcript has 3 exons. The coding region runs from base 1 to 681 and encodes 226 amino acids.